AUGAACAAAGUGGACGCGCCAUGCCGACCCGCCGCCUCUCUGAAAUUCACUAUUGACAACAUCCUCAAUCUCAAGACAAGCGGGAGGAACUGUGACAGCUGUCACCCCGCCGGACAGCAGGAUGACUCGACCACGGCGAUGCGUAAAGACGGUGUCCAGAGGCACCACGAGGAGCACGAGGCCGAGCAGCGGCAGGACCCGGAUAGCAGGCUUAACGAAAGUGGUCAGCGUAGCAGCACAGCUGAAACUAAACCACAGCGGGUUGAACCAAGUGUCACUUUGUUCACAGAGUUGAUCACAGACUGCAGCCGAGCAACGGAAUCGGUCAUCAUCAGCCGCGGAGACCCGAAGAAGGCGACGGAGGCGCGCUUCGAGAGCGGAGACAGCAGCUGCGACGACAGCAGCUCCACCACGACGGCCACAGACCCCCACAAAGGAGGCGGCCCCGCCAAGAAGAGCAAAAUGAUAACGAAAAAGAAGACGCGCACUAUCUUUUCCAAGAGACAGAUUUUCCAGUUGGAGUCUACCUUCGACAUGAAACGCUAUCUGAGCAGCGCAGAGCGCGCCUGCCUCGCCAGUUCCCUUCAGCUCACGGAGACCCAGGUGAAAAUAUGGUUUCAGAACCGCAGGAAUAAAUUGAAACGGCAAAUCUCGACCGAAAUCGACGGACCAGUUAACGAUUUCCCCGAGACUGGAAAGCCCGUGGUGGUGGGGCAGCUCCCGGCCUUGUACAAAGAGAGCAACCUGCUGGGGAGAUGCCUGCUGCCCAUGCCUCUGCCUGUCGUUUACCCGGGCAGUAGCACGCCUUACCUCUGCUUCUCAAACGCCAGCAAGUACUUCAGCCUGUACGACGGGGACGUAUGAUCUUUUUCAUGAAUUCCCCACGUGAAAUAGACACUUUUUUGGUGGUCUGUUGCCAAGUUUCAAGCAUUUAAGGUGUUAAGAUGGGUGGGCCGGACCUAGGCGUUACUGUUCUGCAAG
Messenger RNA from Chelmon rostratus (copperband butterflyfish), 981 nucleotides. RefSeq names its product H6 family homeobox 4 (gene hmx4). Gene Ontology annotation, cellular component: nucleus. Lineage: Eukaryota; Metazoa; Chordata; Actinopteri; Chaetodontiformes; Chaetodontidae. Gene Ontology annotation, biological process: regulation of transcription by RNA polymerase II. Gene Ontology annotation, molecular function: RNA polymerase II transcription regulatory region sequence-specific DNA binding; DNA-binding transcription factor activity, RNA polymerase II-specific. The transcript is spliced from 2 exons. Bases 1 to 864 code for a protein of 287 amino acids. The record is from RefSeq and is a predicted model, not a curated record.